This is a messenger RNA of Pochonia chlamydosporia 170, 2133 nucleotides long. RefSeq names its product VPS9 domain-containing protein. Gene Ontology annotation, molecular function: small GTPase binding; guanyl-nucleotide exchange factor activity. The record is from RefSeq and is a predicted model, not a curated record. Gene Ontology annotation, biological process: vesicle-mediated transport. The transcript has 3 exons. Gene Ontology annotation, cellular component: endocytic vesicle; cytosol. NCBI's taxonomy places the organism in Eukaryota, Fungi, Ascomycota, Sordariomycetes, Hypocreales, Clavicipitaceae. The coding region runs from base 1 to 2133 and encodes 710 amino acids.
AUGGCAUCCGACUCCAUCCGUCAAGGCGUUCCUCGCAUGCCUUCUCAUCCACACCCCGCAGACCGAGACAAUAAUACACGACUCGAGCUGCCGAAACGAGCGCACACAUUUCAGAAUGGGACAGCCCACCAAGCCGAGCUAGACGACGCAGCUCCCGAUGCAUUCGACACUGCUGAAUACAGCGAGAACGAGGAUAAUACUGAGACAGCGAGGCCUUCUGUCGAGCUCGACGAGCUGCCAAUUGAGCUAAUAACUCUUACAGACAGCUUCAUAGAAUCGCUCGGUGCCAAAGUCCAUUCCAGCCCUCCGAGUAUUGACAAGCUCUCCCGGUUGUUCCAAGAUUUCUACGCACUCGCAUCCAACCACAUCGGCACGCAUAUCAGUGCUCUCGCCACAAGGCAAAAUCGCGACGCCUCACCUGCUCCAUCAGGGUCAUCCAUUUCAUCCGCCGCCAGUCGACUACGUUCAAAGGCAGCUUCAUUGGGCUCAAAGGAUAAGCCCAAGGUGGAAACAGAGCGCCAAAUGAUCACAGCAGAAGAGCUUGCAAAUCGAAAAAGGGCAAGGAAAGCGCUCGAGGCAAAGCGAGGCACGCUAGAAGAGGCUGUCGAGCGGAGACUAUGCGAGGGCAUAUACGAGAAGAUCUAUCGACACCGAACCACCCAAGACGAAGCACAAGAUGAAAAGCUCCGGUCAAAAACAGCCGCUCUGGCCCUAGUUGGCAUCAGUCCGGUUGACUUGGGUGUAGACUAUGGCGAGGAAGCUGCACAGAGCUCCGAAGCAGCCGCCAAAGUGACAGAGCAAAUGAAAGAGUCCCUAGGCGAAGCUCGAGAUGAUCUGAUCAAGAUGAGUGAGGCUAGAUAUCCUCUCGCCAAGGCAAACCAUUUGAAAGCUACCCACAAAAGCAUUGUGGACACCUUGGCCGACGUCCACCCCUCCGCCUCGGCAGAUGAGAUCAUGCCCAUGCUGAUAUACACAUUAAUCACCCUACCGCCGGAGAACCUCCAUGUCAUCAGUGAUCUACACUUCAUUCAGUACUUUCGUUGGGAGCAGAAGCUGACUGGGGAGGCCGCGUAUUGUUUAACCAACCUUGAAGCCGCCAUCAGCUUCCUUCAAACGGUGGACUUAUCUACCUUACGUGCAGACGAACUUCCCUCGGGGCCUGCGAAGCCUGAAAGCCAAAUUGGCACCUCCAAGACGGAGACGUUUCCUCCCGCAUAUGGCAUAACAGCACCUUCUCAGAGCGCAACCGAGGCAAGCCCCGACAAUGCCACGGCGACAAAACCCGCCCCAUCACCGUCCGGCCUGAAAGCCGCAAAUGUCUUACGAAACAGACGACUCAGUGAUCUUGUCAACACCCCAGCACAAGCAUUUGGUGCUGCAAGUGGCGCGGUAUUCAGCACCGCAGACCAGGGCCUCAAGACAAUUUCCACCAGUCUAGGCGAUAGCUAUUCAUUUCUUCUCGGCAAGCUACGAGAACGCCAAGAAGGUCCCAAGGAAUCCAUCGCCGUCCCUCGCACCUUGGACGACGCCCGGAAACUUGUUAGCACUCCUCCUCCCGAUGAAGACGACAACGCCAGCGCCACCAGCUCCGUGGCAGGUGGCUCCGAAGACACAGAAAACUCCAAACGAUCAUCAGCCCGUGAAGAUCGCGUGCUAAGUCUAAUCGGCGGGCGGCGAGACGCAAGUGUCGACAGCGCCAGAAGCGGCACCUCGUCCACCAGAAAGGUCGGCUUCACGGACGAUUCCAAGUCUUCAAACACGCCCACUUCUGCAACGCCCACCGCACCCGCCAUGCUCGACUCGGUUCGCAACCUAGGCAGUUCAUUCAACCCUAUCGGAAGACUGUCCAGCAUAGGCAUGAUCCGCGGGUUUGGUCGCAACACAGCCACGCCUCCCGCCAGAGAAGCCAAUCAGUCUACAGAUGGUGGUGAUUUGGCGACGGCCUUUCCGGACAUUGCCGCCGCUCUGCCACCUAAGCAAAUUACUGUUCCCAGGAUUCCUCCCCCGAACAAACGAUUCAUGGAAAUUCAGAGUCCCGGCGAGCUGAAGCUCGGCGAGGUUCGGGAGCUGCUCAAAGAUUAUCGACGGUUGGCUGGUGUUUUAAAGAAUAUGGGAGCUUUUGAUGAGAAAUAA